UUUGCUGCUUCCUUGUGACCUUUGGGGGAGAUUUAUCAAAACCUGUGCAGAGCAAAAGUAAUGUAGUUGCCCAUAGCAACCAGUUUGUUUCUUUCGUUUUUCAGAGGCCUUUUUAAAAUGAAAUAAUUUCAUAGGUUGCUAUGGGCAACUGCACCACGUAUGUUUUUUCACAGAUUGUGAUAAAUCUCCCCACUUGUCUAUGAGUUUUAGGACUCUCUGGAUGAGGUCCCAGUCCCUCCCCCUGGGCAGUGUUGGUGCAGUCCUGAGCGUUAUAAGCGUGCAUGUGCAGCUGACUCUAGUCAGUGUCUAAUCACAGGGAUGGAGGGGGAGAGCAGAGCCGAGCGGGAUCACACAUGGCCGGACAAGUGUACGGCUCCGCGGCCUGACGACAAGUGGAGGGAAGCGCCAGAGCAUGACGGGGCGCUAGAUAGACAAGACGGGAUGACGAGCGCCCCCUGCCGAUUACUGCUCGACAUGAGCGAUGAAGUCCUGCUGCUGAUCUUGGAUCUCCUCGACCCGUUCUCUCUGCUCCGCGUCAGUGCGGUGUGCAGCACAUUGUACCGGAUCAGCAGCACAGACAGCCUCUGGGCCAAGCACUGCAUGGUUGCUUUUGGUUCUGGUUUUAGAACAGGCUGUGCUGACUGCACCCCUAAAGACUCCUUUAAGCUUAUAUACAUGUGGAAGAAGUUGUACAGGACUCUGCCUUAUAACCGACAAUUACAGGACUUGUUUUUCUCUGGAGUUCCUCCCAAAAAAUAUUGGGUGCAGUGGCUUACCCUAGAAGAAAUGGUCCCGCUCCCCCCUGUCCAGCUCCCUGCACAUGAAAUUGAAGAAAUCUGGGGAAUCACGAAAGAUCUUCUUGAUGAAAAACAUGAAGUUACAGAGGAGUCUUUGGAAGAAGUUCAGGACACUGUUUACAAAUAUGAGUGGAAGGAACUACAUAACUUGGCACUUUUGCACCAUAGGGAAUACCCAAAUCUGCAAUCACACGUGCUGAAAAAACUAAGUUCUGAAUGCCAUGAUGAUCUAGAGUGGCUUUAUUGUCAAUACAAAACAAACUGUUUCCAGUGGCUAUUUUCCUAUUGGCUCUUUGGACUCUCAAAAUCAUGUGCAAAACAGCUACAGCGAAUUUACUUGUGGUGGCAAAGGUAUGAUGGCAAGAAAGUAUCUCAUUGGGGUUCUACAGACUCUAACGUCAAGUAUCUUGCAUCUCUUCAUAACAUAACAGAAGACUUCUGGAAUGGAAAGCUGGCCAACGGAGAUGAAAACAUAGGUAUUCAAACGGUUGAGAACUACUUCUCGAUGUGCAGAUCUCUUCUGGCUUGGAUACUUGGUCGUAAAUGGGGAAGAUUUAAACAAAAGAAGGUCUACAAAGACGCAUUAGAUGGAGUGUACCGUAUGCUGAAACAUGAGAUCAAAGUUUCCUUGGUUAAUCAUGAUCAGUUCUGGAUGGCAGCAAAAGUCCAAAUGUCCAGAAUCUGCAGCCUUGAGAAAAUUGCUGGCAACUAUGUGAACUGGAAGAUAAUUGACGUACUCCCAUGUUACAGGAUGUUCAUGGCCACUGGAGAUUCUCUCUAUCUAGAUCAAAUCAAAGGCUUUUUGUUCAGAAAGCAACUAAUAAACAACUGGAUCCUUCAAGAAGAGAAUUUCUGGGUGAGCAAUCUUCUCCCACAAAGCCUCUUCCAGCUGCUGGAAUAUGACACAAAAAUAUAUGAAGAGAGCCUGCAUGGAGAUACAGUGGGGGCGCACUUGAGCAGAUUAAUCUGGCUGUAUCUGCAUUCUGGUCAGCAGCUCUACAUGGAUGCCAUGAAGGGUUUUGUUUAUGAAUGUGCUUAUGCAAGCUACGCUUCUCAAAUCUAUGACAGUGCCAGCUUAGCAGCCUAUGUUGGGAUCUAAGUUCUUUCUUUUAUUUUUAAUUUUAUGCAAUUGCACUUUUAGGACUUUUUAAAUCCCAUUCUUUGCUGUUUAAAAAAAAAAAUGAAUGUGUAAAUAUGAAACUUCUGAUACUAGCAGAUUUUUAGCUGUAUAUUUGGGUUUUUAGAUCCUAAACUUUUUUUAUAUCGGGUAUAAUUUUUAAAAUGUAGGUAUGUUGGGAUGCCUUAGCACUUUGCUAUUACUCUGCAGGCCAGCUAGUGAUCAAUGUUAAUUUUUAAAUCUUUUAUACAUUAGGAUUUUAGAAAUUUAAGCUCAAAGUGAGGUCUUUUCUCUGGGACUGAUUUUAUGUAGGGUCUUUCACUUGUUCCUAAUAACCUUUGACAUUGCACCUAACUUAUCACUUUCUGAAGAUGUCUUAACACUUUCUGUAAGAUCAUCAUUCUCACUUGCUGUAAUAGAUAUAAUGCCAUGUACAUUUAGUUUGAUACUCUAGAGUUUUUAUGUACAAGAUGUGUUAAACCUAAAAUCUCAUGGCAAUAAAUGCCUACUU
Hyla sarda is the source of this 2425-nucleotide messenger RNA. RefSeq lists its product as uncharacterized. The transcript has 8 exons. The record is from RefSeq and is a predicted model, not a curated record. Gene Ontology annotation, molecular function: protein binding. The coding region runs from base 319 to 1896 and encodes 525 amino acids. Lineage: Eukaryota; Metazoa; Chordata; Amphibia; Anura; Hylidae.